CGGCGGCGAUCAGCGAUGGCUCUUUUCACAGUCCGGCGCAAGUUAGCGACAGUCCUAAGCAAAUCCUUCUCUUCUUCUAUUUCGUCAUUUUCCACGUUCUCUUCUCGCUCUCGAUUCGCUUUGCCUUUACUCGACAAAGUCUCCUCGAACCGAACCGGUUUGGGCCCUUGUUACACAACGACCCGACCCAAGACAUCCGGGUCGGGAUACUCUCCGCUAAACGAUCCUUCGCCGAACUGGAGCAACCGUCCGCCGAAGGAGACGAUUCUUCUGGACGGGUGCGAUUACGAGCACUGGCUCAUCGUCAUGGAGUUCACUGAUCCAAAACCUACAGAAGACGAGAUGAUCAAUGCUUAUGUCAGAACGUUAACUUCCGUCCUCGGCAGCGAGGAGGAGGCAAAGGAGAAGAUUUAUUCGGUUUGCACUUCGACAUACACUGGCUUUGGUGCUUUGUUCUCUGAAGAGCUUUCUUGCAAACUCAAAGGCUUACCUGGUGUUCUCUGGGUUUUACCAGAUUCUUAUCUUGAUGUUCCCAACAAAGACUAUGGAGGUGACUUGUACAUUGAAGGAAAGGUGAUACCAAGACCACAGUACAGGUUCACUGAACAGCGCCAGACCAGAAACCGGUCUAGGCCUAGGUAUGGUAGGCGCCGCGAGACUGUCCAGGUGGAGAGGAGAGAGCCAGCAUCACAGAACUGGAACCAGAAGAAUCAACCACCACCACCAUCCAUGGGUAAUCAAGCUCCCGAGAGUUAAAGAGACAAGCACAGUGCUUAAUAAUUUGAAAUCCUUGUUAACUCACAUUGAACAACAAGUAUGCAUCUGUAAUGGAGUCGUAUUAUAUACCUGCCUCAAACUCCUAUCACACCGUGUCAGAAUUAUCAAUUAUUCACAAACAUCAUCUUUCGCGA
Messenger RNA from Raphanus sativus (radish), 911 nucleotides. RefSeq names its product multiple organellar RNA editing factor 3, mitochondrial-like. Lineage: Eukaryota; Viridiplantae; Streptophyta; Magnoliopsida; Brassicales; Brassicaceae. The record is from RefSeq and is a predicted model, not a curated record. Gene Ontology annotation, cellular component: mitochondrion. The transcript has 5 exons. Gene Ontology annotation, biological process: mitochondrial mRNA modification; cytidine to uridine editing. The coding region runs from base 16 to 756 and encodes 246 amino acids.